UUUUCGUUAUUUUUGUUUUGAGUUCACUAUCAAUAUGGAGAAAAUGUGGUUGUUUGGUUUUGUAUGCAUGUCCAGAGCUAAGUAAAAGACAGAAAUUUUUAAUACAAGAUUUAAAAACUCUCCCAGUCUGACCUUUUAAACAUGUCCAAGUUUCAGAGUCUGAAAAUUUACAUGGAGCAGCGGCUAACUGCGGCUGUGGACGACAUACUGGGACAUUUUGAAAGGACGAUGCUGGAGUAUGAAGAGGAGACAGAGCGUCGCCAUCGGGACUUUCUGGGUGUGAUUUUAGCGGCAGAAACGAAGCAUCAAAUAACAGGGUUUUCUCCAGAUUUGCAGCAGCUGCUGACAGAGACAAAAGACACUCUCUCUGAGCAGCAGCAGUUGGAGGAAAGUGCUGCUGUAGACUUGGAGGAUGAAGAGCCAGAACCCCUCAAUAUUAAAAUAGAAGAAGCAGAAACAAACAUCACUAUGCUUAAACUCAGUCAUGUCUACAUGAAGACCGAAGACGAAAAGGAAGAACCUCAGUCUUCACAGCUUCAACACAGACAGACCGACAAGACAGUCUCCUUAGAUGGAGAAGACGGUGAACGACUUGAAAGGGAUGCCAGUGACGUGAAACCAAAGCUGAAAGUCAGAGUUGAGGAUCGUAGUGUCACCCAGAAACCUUAUUCCAGACAAGAUCGUGGAAUUUCCCUAAAUGACACCAGAUCUAACAGCAGGAAUUUAUAUCGAUGUUCGGAAUGUGGGAAAAUAUUUAGCUCCCCCAGCUAUCUUAAGUUACACAUAAGAUGUCACACAGGUGAAAGGCCCUUCAGGUGUCCUAUUUGUAGGAAAAGUUUUUCGUGGAAAGGACGUAUGCAGAAACACGUCAGAAUCCACACAGGGGAGAAGCCUUUCAGGUGCUCAGUGUGUGGCAAGAUGUUCAGUGAAAAUGGAAAUCUAAAAGUCCACAUGAGGAUUCACACGGGAGAGAAACCAUUCCGCUGCUCCAUUUGUGGGAAAGCUUAUGCACAGCGGGGGAAUAUGAAAAGUCACAUGAUGGUUCACAAAGGAGAGACAAUAGUCAAACAAUGAACGCUGGUUCAUCAGCCAUCAAAGCUGACUGGAGGAGAAUCAGCUGCAAAGUCAGAUGUAAAGUUUGGAUGAGCAGGGCUGUAAAAUCUGAGCAGCCAUUUUCACAUUAAAUGCCAUUAUUACUAAUUAUUAUCACAUCAUUUAGAAUUCAAAGUACUUAAUGCCUAAUAGAUCCAGAUCUUCACAGGUUACACUUCUCUUGAUAUAACUGUAUAAAUGUUUUAUAAUUGAUGAUCAAGCUAUCAUGUAUUUCUGUUACUCCACAUUAAAUAACUAUGUAAUCACAUAUGGGGUAAAUGGUAAAUGACCUGUAUUUGAUGAAGCAGAGAUAACCAAUACUGGUCCUGGGAGUUCGCUAUCCAGCAUGUUUAGUCAUUUCCUUGAUCCAACACACCCGAUUCAAUGGCUGAAUUAUCUGUUCAGCAGCUCAUGAAGCUCUGCAGAAACCUGUUAAUCACAGCUGAUUUAAAUCAGGAAAGAGCUGGAUAGUGGCCCUACAGGAUCAGUAUUGUUUAUCCCUGUGAUAUAACAUCUUCUGGGGUUCUACAACCCCCAAGGUACUUUACAGCAAUAAUUUACAGAGAUAUUUUAGAUCUGGAGUAGACUUGGAGAAUUAUUUUGUUUUAGCGAGUACAGAGGGUGAAAGGGCUGGUUUUAUUUUGUUGGUCUAAAAUAAUUUAUUGGGUGUUUUUGUUGAAACAAGUUUCUUAUUUAUGUUACUGCACUGAACAUUUUAAAAUAUUCUUUGAGAGUUUACAUAUAUCAGAAAAAUCAGGUUUUGAAUGUGUGGACAGUAGAAGUAGUGUUUAUUUUGUAAAAAAAAUACUCUGUUUCAUAAUAGAAGUUGUAUUUCAUCAUAAAAGUCCAUACUGUCUGUUCCUUGUUCCUUUUGACAGAAAAAAGCAUCUUCUAAAUGUUUCUGAAUAAAACAUCUGGAGCAAUA
Molecule: messenger RNA, 2017 nt
Organism: Nothobranchius furzeri (turquoise killifish)
Lineage: Eukaryota; Metazoa; Chordata; Actinopteri; Cyprinodontiformes; Nothobranchiidae
Product: zinc finger protein 239
Biological process (GO): regulation of transcription by RNA polymerase II
Molecular function (GO): RNA polymerase II cis-regulatory region sequence-specific DNA binding; DNA-binding transcription factor activity, RNA polymerase II-specific
Source: RefSeq, a predicted model, not a curated record